AUGACAGAAGAUGAGAAUGCUUCUAGCAAAGAAGCACGGAUCAGGCAACUGUUCGAGGAGCUGGAUGUUGAGGGUAAAAAUGUAAUCGACGCUGAGAAUCUCGCUGAUUUCAUGGUUGAACGGUAUCAGGACUUUGACGGGUUAGACGAUGCUGUGAAUCAGUUAUUAGAAGCCAUGAUUCAAUGUGGAGACGAAAAAGACAAUAACAAUGCAAAUGCUGAUAUCAUAAACCGUGCUGGUACUGGAAGCAGUCCAACCGGUGGCUCCAGUAAUGCCAUUAACGCCAAUUCCAACAACAUUGAAAGUGCUAAUGUCAGUACUAGCGGAAGUGGCACAAGCACUAUUACUAUACAUCCACAAACAACCGGUCCAGACGCUACACCAUCAUACCCGUAUCCCCUGGAAAAAAUCACUUAUGCAUCAUUUAAAAACUAUGUCAACACUACCGAAGCACUUCUAGAAAAGUCGUUCAAAAACCUAGAUUCUAAUAACGAUGGGUUAUUGGGGAUCGAGGACCUAAAAAGAGGUUUCGAAUCACUUAAUGACGCCGAUUUCGAAAUCGAUGAUGAGAAAUUAGAAGUAUUAUUCAAUGCUAUAGACUCGGAUGACGACGGUUAUAUAUCACUGGACGACUGGAAAGAGCAACUGACAUUUAUUCCUAAAUUCGAUCUUCACGAGUCUCCUCUGAAAUCUGCAUAUAUGUUCUUCAUUGAAGAACUGGAUCUUUCUUCUGAAGGUGAUGUUUUACUUAAUAGUGAAUCAUCCAACGGCAUUGGAUACUUUUUGGCUGGUGGAUUGGCUGGUGUAGUAUCAAGAACCUGUACAGCUCCGUUUGAUCGGUUAAAAGUAUACCUGAUUGCCACUAGUGGAGCACCUCCAGCAGCCAAAUCAGCAGCAACUGCUGCCACGGCACAAGCUGCGAAAGAAACAGUGUUAAAAGCAGCAUCUUCAUCAGCAGGUAAAUCAUUAUUGAAAGGAGGGAAAAAUAUCCCCAUUUCUCCACAGGGCAGUCCACUGAUAGCAGCUUUGAAACAUCUGUGGGCACAAGGAGGCAUUCGGGCAUUUUUCGUAGGUAACGGAUUGAAUGUGGUCAAAGUAUUCCCCGAGUCGGCGAUGAAAUUCGGUACAUUUGAAGCAGCCAAGCGGUUGUUUGCACAAAUUGAGGGUGUUUCUGAUCCCUCGGAGCUCUCUCGUCUGUCAACAUUUGUAUCUGGAGGAUUAGGAGGAAUGGCCGCUCAAUUGACUGUGUAUCCUAUCGACACAUUGAAAUUUCGAGUGCAAUGUUCAGCCCAGUUUUCGCCUUUACGAGGUAACCAGCUGUUGCUUCAGACUGUCAGAAACACUUUGUCGGAAGGAGGCAUCGGUAUUUUCUACCGCGGACUGCAUGUUGGAGUGCUUGGAAUCUUUCCAUUUGCCGCUCUAGAUCUCGGUAUAUUCUCUGCUAUGAAGAAAGCAUAUAUCAACAACCAAGCCACGAAACUCAAUGUUGACCCCAGCGAAGUGAAACCCGCGAACAUUAUCGUUCUCACCAUGGGAGCCCUCAGUGGCAGUCUUGGAGCGUCUGCCGUGUACCCGGUGAACCUUCUCCGAACGAGAUUACAAGCACAGGGCACUGCAGCGCACCCGUACCACUACAAAGGCUUCCGAGACGUGUUACGAAAAACAGUGGAACGAGACGGAUACCGGGGCCUGUUCCGCGGACUCGGACCCAAUCUAGCCAAGGUCGCUCCGGCCGUCAGCAUCAGCUAUCUCGUCUACGAAAAGGCCAAACAGACGAUGAAGCUCGCAUAG
Sugiyamaella lignohabitans is the source of this 1791-nucleotide messenger RNA. It is a transcript of the gene SAL1, whose product is annotated as Ca(2+)-binding ATP:ADP antiporter SAL1. The transcript has a single exon. The record is from RefSeq and is a predicted model, not a curated record. NCBI's taxonomy places the organism in Eukaryota, Fungi, Ascomycota, Dipodascomycetes, Dipodascales, Trichomonascaceae. Bases 1 to 1791 code for a protein of 596 amino acids. Gene Ontology annotation, biological process: transmembrane transport. Gene Ontology annotation, molecular function: calcium ion binding; ATP transmembrane transporter activity.